This is a messenger RNA of Trichosurus vulpecula (common brushtail), 1434 nucleotides long. It is a transcript of the gene NUP37, whose product is annotated as nucleoporin 37. Gene Ontology annotation, cellular component: nuclear pore outer ring. Bases 335 to 1315 code for a protein of 326 amino acids. The transcript has 11 exons. The record is from RefSeq and is a predicted model, not a curated record. NCBI's taxonomy places the organism in Eukaryota, Metazoa, Chordata, Mammalia, Diprotodontia, Phalangeridae. Gene Ontology annotation, molecular function: protein binding.
AGACUGCGCAAGCGCUCGAGGAGGGGGAGGUGGUGUGGUGUCUACCGGAGCCGGGGAAGCUGGACCAACCGAAUUCUUCUGUCCUCUACUUCCUCCUCUUCCUCUCCCUCUCUGCCUCCUCCUCACUGACUGCAGCCUAGCGCCCCCAGGCUCGUAGGCAGCCUCCUCCUCACUGGAGCUUCACCACUGCCCCGGGAAGUAGGUGCCCUUGUCAUCCCCAUUUGGCAGUUUAAAAGAAAAAGAAAACUCUUGUAACACAUAUCCACAGACAAGCCAAACAAAUCCCCACAUUGCCUCAUUCUGCGUCUUGAAUCCAUCUUUGCAUCGGGAGGAGAUGAAGCAAGAUUCCUCUGGAAAUGCUGCCUACACUGUGGAUUGUGAGGAUUAUGUUCACGUGGUAGAAUUUAAUCCCUUUGAGUGUGGUGAUGCGGGAACCUUAAUUGCAUAUGGUGGCAAUAAUUAUGUGGUCGUUGGCACUUGUACGUUUCAGGAGGAGGAGGCAGAAGUGGAUGGGAUCCAGUAUAGAACACUGAGAACGUUUCACCAUGGCCUCAGAGUUGAUGCCAUCGCAUGGAGCCCAGAGACCAGGCUCGAUGCCUUACCUCCAAUGAUCAGAUUUUGUACUGCAGCUGCUGAUAGGAAGUUGAGACUAUUCACUUCAGAUCUUCAGGAUAAAAAUGAAUACAAGGUUUUAGCCGGUCAUUCAGAUUACAUAAAUGAUUUGGUGUUUGCUCCCAAAGAAGGCCAAGAGAUUGCAAGUGUGAGUGAUGAUCAUACAUGCAGGGUCUGGGACUUAGAAGGGAGUCAGAAAGCUCACUUUGUUCUCCGCUCCCCUGGAAUGAGUGUCUGCUGGCAUCCUGAGGAAGCGUGUAAGUUGAUGGUUGCAGAGAAGAAUGGAACAAUCAGAUUCUAUGAUCUCAUUACCCAACAGGCUAUCCUGUCUCUGGAAUCUGAACAGACACCAUUAAUGUCAGCACACUGGUGUUUAAGAAACACCUUCAAAGUUGGUGCUGUUGCAGGAAAUGAUUGGUUAAUCUGGGAUAUUACUCGGUCCAGUUAUCCUCAGGAUAAGAGACCUGUCCAUAUGGAUCGAGCCCACUUAUUCAGGUGGUCGACAGUUAACGAGAACCUAUUUGCAACUACUGGCUACCCGGGCAAAAUGACGACUCAACUUCUGAUUCAUCAUUUGGGGCACCCUCAGCCCAUCCUCAUUGGUUCUUCAGCUGUGGGAUCUGGUCUGUCCUGGCACCGGACUCUCCCUCUUUGUGUGAUGGGAGGUGACCACAAGUUAUUAUUUUGGGUGACUGAGAUGUAAAACAAUAUCUUCUUUGUACGCUAAGUUCUCAAACUAUAUUUUUAAUAAAUAUUUUGGUCAGAAUCCUUAUUUUUUAUAUUUCAAAUAUACCUUAAACAGUCAGAUGUUUUUAAUACUAA